This is a messenger RNA of Xyrauchen texanus (razorback sucker), 2636 nucleotides long. RefSeq names its product N-acetylneuraminic acid phosphatase (gene nanp). Bases 1080 to 1811 code for a protein of 243 amino acids. The transcript has 2 exons. Gene Ontology annotation, molecular function: hydrolase activity. The record is from RefSeq and is a predicted model, not a curated record. NCBI's taxonomy places the organism in Eukaryota, Metazoa, Chordata, Actinopteri, Cypriniformes, Catostomidae.
ACACACACACACACACACACACACACACACACACACACACACACACACACACACACACACACACACACACACACACACACAGAGAGAGACAGACAGACAGAGAGGAGUUUCUCAAACACCAGCACAGAAUCUGAUAAGGACUUGAAAAAAGGGCAUGUUUGUAGAAAGCCAGUCGUCAGGGUGAAGGUUUCCACGUAACCCAAUUCAUAUCUGCACGUUCUCCUACAUUCAGCUGCUCAGGAUUUUUCCACUUGAUUACAAUAUCUUGUGCCAUUUUAGUAAUGCUUGAAAAAUCUUUAUCUCAAAAGGUUAAUAUGAAAAAACUUCAACUGCUGUUGCAGAAUGCAGGUCAUGGCAAGAUUCGAAUAAUAAAAAGUCUAAAACUGAUCUGAUAGUCAGUACCACAUCAGCUUCAGCAAAUCCUGCCAAUUCUGCCAUUCAAGUCAAUAUAAAAGAAAAACAAUCACACAUAACAAUCUUCAACAAUGCUGUUUCAUGCAGAAGUGUUAGGUUAUUCAUAAGGCCGGGAAAUGUUGUUUUUGUCCAUAACCUUUUAAAAUAUAAGAUGGUGUUUCUUCUGUAUGAAAGGUUAGUUUUUUUUUUCAUGAGCAGAACAUUUAUUUUAUCCUGUCCCGGUAGAUUUGUCAGUUCCAUUGAUAGAUAUAGGCUCGUGUGUGAAAUAUAAUGGACAAUUGGAGUUUUUUCGAUCAUAUUUGGUCUUGAUAACACGCUGGUUGAUAGAACCGGCGCGGGACUAGAGGCCAUUCAGAAGAAGAAUGGUCCAAGGCCUACAACAUUAUUCCACUAACAAUUUAUUAAAAAAGCUGCUCGAAGAUAUUCAGAGACCAAAAAUGUGAAUAUUCAUAAACGAAAGCGCUGUCUGAUAAGCGCUGCUGAAGCAUGAACCCACACUACCACAAAAGUAUCGCAACAUAUCGUUUUAUUUUUUAACAUGUAAAUUUUCCCCCCAUAGGUACUACAAUUCCCAGGAUGCAAAGCACAGAUGACGUCACAACACCUGGUUGACGUCAGCACCCGGAGUUCCGCGUGUUCGUAAUUGUUGUUGAUAGAAGGCUCGCAUGAUGGAAAAUCGAGUAAAGAUGUCGAUAAUAUUUGAUCUGGAUAACACACUGAUCGAUACUGCCGGAGCAGGACGAGUGGCCAUUCAGAAGGUGUGUGAGCUGCUGAAGUCUACACCUGUGCAGGAAAGCCACAUCACAAUCAUCUGUGAGCUUUUCCUACAAAAGCUUGUCCAUGAAACAUUCGACUCAGCAGAAGGCAGAACGAUCGAUGAAGUGAGAAUCCGUCACUGGUCUGAAGCCCUACAUGAGACUCUGGGCACAGAUCUUGAUCCAACCCUGGCCUCCAGCUGUUACUACACAUGGAAGAACACACGUCUACAGGCGCUUAGUCUGUCUCCUGAUGUUAGAUCUCUGCUGGAAGAACUUCAGAAGAACUACAAACUGCUGCUGCUCACCAACGGUGAUUCUCAAACCCAGUGGGAGAAGAUUGAGGCGGUGAGAUGUGAGGGUCUCUUUAGUGCAGUGGUGGUGGGUGGAGAUCACCCUGAGCAAAAACCGGGGCUCUCUAUAUUCACUCACUGUUUUGAGUCGCAGGGCAUCCAGCCGCAGGACUGCAUCAUGGUGGGCGAUUCUCUCAGUACAGAUAUCCAAGGGGGCAUUAAUGCAGGAGUGAAGGCAACCGUGUGGAUCAACAGUGACUGUAAAUCUAUCCCACAUGCCUCUGUGACCCCAGACUACACGUUACCCAGUGUUCUUCAUCUGCCUGAUGUUCUAGCUCAGCUCUCUUGAUAUCUGCUUUUGAGGACAUAAAGGUGUGCUAAGUAAUUUUUACCUCAUAAAGGCAAAGUAAUGUGUGCAAUGUAAUUUAAUUUAAAAAAAUGACAUUGUAAAAAUUUCAAGCACUCCUCUCGUCUGCCAUUUGUUUACACUUUUUGGGGAAAUCAACCUCUGAAGGGCUUACUUACUUUUGCAUAUUAAGCUGGCAUAGAAAAAAAAAGUACAUUACCAUUGAAAAUAUUACAUUUUCAUUACCUUUCUGAUUCGUCACACUUGGUAAGCCCAAGGCUACUGUUGUAUUGGUGCACUCAGUAAUUUUUCCCAUUAAAAUGUUUUGCUGCUAAAGAAAUUAAUUGUUAUUUUGAAACAUAAGUAUAAAAUCAUGAGCACUCACAUGAGACGAGGACUCCAGUCAUAUCAGUAACCUUAUAAAAGCUGUUUUAUUUUACAUGGGGCAUGGGUGCCCUCAUUUUACCAGCUGAAUACUACUCACUCAAUCACAGUAACCAUCUUGUUAUCGGACACUUUCACUCUUGGAUUAAAUUACUCAUGGCUGAUUGUGAAUAGUGAAUUUCAACAAUGGCAUCUGCAACUGAAAACAAUUUUGAAUGAUGCAGCAUAAAAACCAUUAGGUGUCACUGUAAGUCCACGAUGACACAAACAAAAAGUUACUGAGUGCACCUAUAAAUUGAAUGUGAAUUUUCAAUAAAAAAAAUAUCUCACAUUUUAUAAUGAUUACAGAAUUGUACAGUGAAAUAUCACAGAUCUUCACAUAAUAUUUACACAUAUUGCAUAAUUCUGUUUUAACAGUGAAUAUUAUGGUGAAUUAAAUACAUU